CGAAUGAAGCAUCCUCAAUUUCUCCGAUCCUUGGCAAACUUCAUGAUUCUUUCUGUGGCACAUCCCCACCAUCAUUGAGCUCGUUAGUGAUGGAGAUAUGCAUUAUUUGGGCUGUCUGUUUAUGCUUUUUGCUGGUUGGUGAUGCAGUACUUGAAGUUGAUCAAGUUGAAGCCUCUCAUCACCCGUACAGAAAUCUUCAAUCACUUUCAAGAGAGCAGCCUUACAGGACUGCUUACCACUUUCAACCUCCUAAAAACUGGAUGAAUGAUCCUAAUGGACCAAUGUAUUAUAAGGGAGUUUACCAUCUAUUUUACCAAUUCAAUCCAUAUGGUGCGUUGUGGGGAAACAUAUCAUGGGCUCAUUCAAUCUCAUAUGAUCUUGUUGACUGGGUUCAUCUUGAGCCUGCAAUCAACCCAUCAGACCCUUUUGACAUCAAUGGCUGCUGGUCCGGUUCAACUACAUUUCUUCCUGGGGGAAAACCUGCCAUUUUGUACACUGGAAUUGACCUCAAAAACCGCCAAGUUCAAAACUUGGCAGUACCCAAGAAUGUUUCUGACCCACUGCUAAGAGAAUGGGUGAAAUCUCCUCAUAAUCCUCUACUCACUCCAAUCGACGACAUUGAUCCACAGAAUUUCAGAGACCCAACAACUGCUUGGCAGGGGCCUGACAGAGUAUGGCGAGUCAUCGUUGGGAGCAAGAUAAAUGGUCUUGGAAUGGCGAUUCUAUAUCGAAGCAGAGAUUUUGUUGAAUGGAUUAGGAGUGAGAAUCCACUGCACUCAUCAACAAAAACUGGCAUGUGGGAAUGUCCAGAUUUUUACCCUGUCAGUGUCAACAACACAAAUGGAGAGGAGAAAUUUUCCAAGCAUGUGCUCAAGGCAAGCUUCCAUAAUCAGGACCACUACAUAUUGGGAAAUUACGUGCCGAUGACAGACAAAUUUGAGGUAGACACUGACUUCUUGGAUGAAGGUUUUGACAUGCGAUAUGAUUAUGGGAAUUUUUAUGCUUCUAAAACAUUCUACGACAGUGGUAAGAAGAGGCGAAUAUUAUGGGCCUGGGUGACCGAGUCUGAUGGUGAAUCAGAUGACAUUGAGAAAGGAUGGUCUGGGCUUCAGUCAAUUCCUAGAAGCGUUCUGCUUAGUGGAACUCGGCAACAAUUAAUACAGUGGCCAAUCAAAGAAAUAGAGAAACUACGUACUAAUAAAGUGAGUUUCCAUGAUAAGGAGCUCAAUGAUGGUUUCAUUUUCGAAGUUUCAGGGAUUACAGCUUCACAGGCUGAUGUGGAAGUUUCAUUUGAUCUGCCUAAUUUGGAUGAAGCUGAGUCUCUAGACCCGAAUUGGGUUGAUCCCCAACUGCUCUGUAGUCAAAAGGGAGCAUCUGGUAGAGGCAGAGUAGGGCCAUUUGGUUUGCUGGUUCUGGCUUCCAAGGACUUGACUGAACAAACUGCAGUCUUCUUUCUCAUAUUUAGAAGGCAUGACAAUUAUGUUGUGCUCAUGUGUAGCGAUCAAAGCAGGUCUUCGUUGAGGGAAGGGCUUGGCAAGACCAUCUAUGGAGCAUUUGUGUCUAUGGAUCAUCGUGAGAGGAAAAUAUCAUUAAGAAGCUUGAUAGACCAUUCAAUUGUUGAGAGUUUUGGUGCGGAUGGGAGGAGUUGCAUAACUGCUAGAGUUUAUCCGAAAUUGGCGAUUCAUAGUGAAAGCCGCCUAUAUGUAUUCAACAAUGGAACUCUGAGUGUUAGAAUUUCGAGCCUGAAUGCUUGGAGCAUGAAGAGAGCUCAAAUUUUUCCUAUGCAAAAGAGACGAAAGCAACAAAUCAAUUACAAGUAAACGUUUUGAGGGUUGAGAGCUGAAACGUGAUAAACAGCUCAACACUUCUUAAUUUCUUUCUUUUUGUUUUGUUCUUGAUUGGUCAGCUUCUCUCAUAUGCUACAUUAGCUUGUCAAGCUAGCUAGCUCGUUUGGUUUUUGGCUUUAGCCUUUUCCCAAAGCCAAUGGCAUCAGAGUAU
Molecule: messenger RNA, 1998 nt
Organism: Corylus avellana
Lineage: Eukaryota; Viridiplantae; Streptophyta; Magnoliopsida; Fagales; Betulaceae
Source: RefSeq, a predicted model, not a curated record